UAUGUCCAUCAAGAUGUAAACUCAGAGAGCAGGCAUCUUAUUUUUCUUGCCCAUGGCUACAUUCUUGGUCCUUAGUAGAGGUUUGGGUUCAGAUUCAAUGUUCGAUAAAUAAUGGUUGAGUAAGGCAAUGAAUGCUCACUUGUUUCUAUUCAAUAAGAGAUUAAUGGGUACUGUUGGGUGUGAUAUUUUCUUGGAGCCAAACUGUGAUAACGUGAAGUCACGUGCAUUUACAGGUGUGACAAAUCAAUAGGAGUGUAGUUAAAAAUUCACCAUCUUCCCAAGGAAUUACAGUAUGUAAUGUGAUGGUCCUAAUCUGCCUUUCUAGGUUCCUGAGAUUCCUGACCCUUCUUCAUCCUCGAGAUAUAGUAGAACAAUAUGAGGCCUGAGAACCGGAGCAGUGUGUCUGAAUUCCUCCUUCUGGGGCUCCCCAUCCAACCAGAGCAGCAGGCCAUGUUCUUUGCCCUGUUCCUGAGCAUGUACCUCACCACAGUGCUGGGGAACCUGCUCAUCAUCCUGCUCAUCAGGGUGGAUCCUCGCCUCCACACCCCCAUGUACUUCUUCCUCAGCCACUUGGCCCUCAGUGACAUCUCUCUUUCAUCUGUCACUGUCCCAAAGAUGCUGAUGAACUUGAAAACUCACCACCAAUCAAUCUCCUAUGUCGGGUGCAUUUCACAAAUGUAUUUCUUCAUAGUCUUUAGUUGUGCUGACAACCUCCUUCUUGCAGUGAUGGCAUAUGACAGGUAUGUGGCCAUUUGUCACCCUCUGCACUAUACCACCAUAGUGAGGGGUGAGCUUUGUAUCUUCUUAGUAGUUGGGUGCUGGUUCUUUUCUUGUGUUAAUGGUCUGUUGCACAGCCUCCUCAUGGGCCAGUUCAUGCAGUGGGAGAAUGAGAGCAGUGUGUCUGAAUUCCUCCUCCUGGGGCUCCCCAUCCAGCGGGAGCAGCAGGCCGUGUUCUUUGCCUUGUUCCUGGGCAUGUACCUCACCACGGUGCUGGGGAACCUGCUCAUCAUCCUGCUCAUCAGACUGGACUCUCGCCUCCACACUCCCAUGUACUUCUUCCUCAGCCACUUGGCCCUCAUUGACAUCUCCUUUUCAUCUGUCACUGUCCCGAAGAUGCUGAUGAGUAUGCAGACUCAACACCUAUCCAUCUCCUAUCCAGAGUGUAUUUCACAGAUGUAUUUUUAUAUACUUUUUGCUUGUAUUGAUAACCUCCUUCUUGGAGUGAUGGCAUAUGACAGGUAUGUGGCCAUCUGUCAUCCUCUACACUACACCACCAUCAUGAGGAAGGAGUUCUGUGUCUUGCUGGUAACUGGCUCCUGGAUACUCUCUUGUGGCAGUGCCCUCUUGCACACUCUUCUCCUGACCCAGCUGUCAUUCUGUGCUGACAACACCAUCCCCCACUUUUUCUGUAGUCUCCCCAUCCUACUUAAGCUUUCCUGCUCAAACACUUCUCUCAAUGAGCUGGUCAUAUUUACUGCAGGGGCUGUGGUUGUCAUCUUUCCAUUGAGUGGCAUCCUGCUCUCAUAUGGCCGCAUUGGAGCCUCUAUCUUAAGGGUCCCUUCUACCAAAGGUAUCUGUAAAGCUUUGUCCACCUGUGGCUCCCACCUCUCUGUAGUGUCUCUAUUUUAUGGAACAAUAGUGGCACUGUACUUUUCUCCCUCAUUGAGCAACUCCAAUGAGAAAGACAUGAUUGCCUCGCUAAUGUAUACAGUAGUGACCCCCAUGUUGAAUCCCUUCAUCUAUAGCCUAAGGAACAGAGACAUGAAAUUGGCUAUGGGGAUACUUUUCAGAAAUGAUAUUCCUUUCUCCAAGUGA
Molecule: messenger RNA, 1815 nt
Organism: Loxodonta africana (African savanna elephant)
Lineage: Eukaryota; Metazoa; Chordata; Mammalia; Proboscidea; Elephantidae
Product: olfactory receptor 1J2-like
Exons: 2
Coding region: 376-1815 (479 amino acids)
Biological process (GO): G protein-coupled receptor signaling pathway
Cellular component (GO): plasma membrane
Molecular function (GO): G protein-coupled receptor activity; olfactory receptor activity
Source: RefSeq, a predicted model, not a curated record